Molecule: messenger RNA, 861 nt
Organism: Fusarium proliferatum ET1
Lineage: Eukaryota; Fungi; Ascomycota; Sordariomycetes; Hypocreales; Nectriaceae
Exons: 2
Coding region: 1-861 (286 amino acids)
Source: RefSeq, a predicted model, not a curated record
AUGUCGCCUUUGUCCAGCACUCUUUGCUACUCGGCAUUCUUUAUCUUAUUCUUGUUUGUGCAUCUUACCGAAACAGCCAACUUAGAGACUAAGCAUCCCCCGAAAGGAUUGCUCAAGGUCCGUCUUGACUAUGGACUUGCAACACAGCCAGUGCGUGGAGAAGAUGAGGAGGGCUCCCAUCGAUGGGUUUGGUCGUCAUAUCUUGAGUUCAAAGACCCGGUGUCAUCCAUCACCGACUCUCAGAUACGGAUGAUGGCUCAGAAUGCACACAAGGAGAUGGAAAUUGACAUGAUGCAAUAUGACCCCGAAGAUCAAGACGGCCAAUUCGCGAUUCUUCCAACGGUCAUGACCAUUCUCGCCUUUGAUAAUAAGAUUAUCUUGGCGUCUUCUCAGAGAGGAAGAUCGGGAUUCAUCAAUGAGUGGCCCCAAAGCCCGGUGAAGCUCUCAUUGGACCGCUGUAGUGUCUUCUGGAGGGAGCGUGCCCUCGCCAAUCCCGAUUACUCAAACCCAUACUCGUGGCACAGGAAUAAAGCGAAGUGCGGAGAAGUCAAUGCAUUUCACCUAUACUAUAUGACAAAUGAUCAGCCAAUACCUGAUCUCAAUCCCAAGAUGCGUGUCACUUCUGUCAGGAAACAGGGCAAAAACUAUGUGAUAGUACCACCAUGCGGUCAAAACAAGAAUGGCGUCGACAGCAAGACCGAAUGGGGCUGCAAUCUCUUGGUCCCAGACCAAAAGGUUAAAUACAUCAAUGACGACGUCGCGCCAGCAGGGUAUGGUUUGAAAAAGAUUGCCGGAGGUGUACAAAGGCAAGGUCAGAUUCAGAUGUGCACAAGGAAUCGCAUAAUCUGGGAUGGGGAGUAA